AAUAACUUCUCUUAACAUCUCACCUAAAUUACCUAAAUAUAAAAUUCAUAAAUAUUUAUAAUCCAGUACUACCACAAUGUUCAGUUACUCUGUGAAUUUUCCAAUAUGAGGAAAAAAAAAAGGAAGAAAUCGGGCUCCGAAUAUCUAUAUAAAGGCCCUCAAGUAACCGACAGUACAAGCAGCCAUAUAAUAAAUUUCUAAAGUUUUUUAUAAAUAAUUAAAAUAUAAAUUUAUGUGGAUUGAUAUCAUGGAACACAAAAUUCGUAACAACUCAACGGAAUGCGAAUUACGAAAUACGCUGGCGAAGCAAUGAGCGUGCAUUUAACUCAAGGAGAACGAGAGUCUCUCUUUUUCAUUGGCUCUAUUUUUUUAUUAAAUAAAAUUUUUUUUUUACUGAAAAAUAAAUCAGUCAGUUGAUAAAUAAAUAAAAUUUCCCAAAACUUAAAAUUAAACGUCAAAAAAAAUUUAUCAGUUCAAUUGAUCCAAAAAUUACGUCAUUAAAAAUUUAUUUUGACAUCGAACUUAAUAUCGGGAAUCAAAAUUUAUGUUAAUGAUAAAACUGAAGAACGAUUACGACCACGUGUUUGAUAAACAUAAUAAUGAAAAAAAAAAAAAAAAAAAACAAAUGGGAGCAAUUGUAUGCAAAUGAAAGCGACAGUAUAUUUUAUUCGUGAUACACAAGAUGUAAUAAUAAAUCUGCUGGGAUCGUUCUUACUGAUACAAGAUGCGGAAUGCGUGAGUGAAGAAAAAACAAAUUGAAUGAGAAUUGUUAAAUAAAAGGCAGCUCAACGUGGAAGGAGAAACUUUAAGAAUUAUCCAGUUUCUCUCGCUCGUCUGGACUAAAAUCAUCUGUUUGUUUUUUAAAUUUCUGUACAGAGUUUCUGAGUUGAAAUUUUUUUUUACCGUUAAAACAUUCAUAUAUUUUUUUUAAAUAAAUGUGAUUACUAAUAGAAGUAAUUUUUGUCGGAAAAAAUAAAGAUUAAAAAAAAGGAAAAUUGAGAAUAAAAAAAAAACAUAUACGUGACAAACUGUAGUCAUAAAUUGAUUGAGUUAGUGGCUUUGUUCGUGCAUUACUCAAGUCUCUUUAUUCAAUGAACGAUCGUAUCAUUCGAGUUGUUACUCACUAUCAGUAAUUAUAUUAAAUUUAUCUUGCGGACGUAAAUUAAAGGAUUUCAGAUCGACGGCGCAAUUUCGCGCUCAUACAUUUGAACGUGUGAUUUUAUCGGAAUAUUUUUUUUGUGAGCAGCGAAGUUGAAUGGAUUUAAGUUGCGGCCUCGGGCCCAAGGGCCUCAUAAGUCUGUUUCUACUUAUCACGUUGGGAUUUCCGGGGGUAACGAUGUCUUACAAUAUCGGAACUGGAAUCGCAGAUGUAACUGGCCCUAUUGCGGAAAUUGUCUUCAUGGGCUAUGCUAAAAUUGAUCAAAAAGGAUCUGGACUUCAUCUCCGUACUUUUGCUCGCAGCUACAUUAUUGACGAUGCCGAAGAAAGAUUCGUUUUCGUCAGCGUUGAAAGUGCUAUGAUUGGACAUGAUGUCCGUGCAACGGUGAUCCGUAAACUUGAAGAAAAAUACGGCGAUAUGUAUACUGAGAAAAAUGUGAUGAUUAGUGCAACUCACACCCACUCAACUCCCGGUGGAUACAAUCUGUACGUGCUCUUUGAUCUCACAACAUUAGGAUUCAUUAAGCAAAGUUUCGAUGCUCUCGUCAAUGGAAUUUUUGUGAGUAUUGUACGAGCUCAUGAUUCCGUAGUGCCAGGAAAGCUGUAUGUCGGCCGUGGGGAAGUAUUAGAUGCAAAUAUCAACCGUAGUCCGAUGGCAUAUUUAAACAACCCUCAGUCGGAGCGAGACAAAUACAAAUACAAUGUCGAUAAAACCAUGACCCAAUUGCAGUUUAUUGCAGCCGAUGGUCGUCCCCUAGGUGUGAUCAACUGGUUCGCAGUCCAUCCAACAAGUAUGAAUAACUCUAAUCGACUUGUUUCGAGUGAUAACGUCGGCUACGCGGCUGUCUUGUUUGAAAAAUAUAUAAACAAAGACGUUCCUAUUGGAAAGGGUGAAUUUGUAGCAGCUUUUGCUUCAAGUAAUUUGGGAGAUGUUUCCCCUAAUACCCGCGGCCCAAAGUGUGAGUUUUCCGGCCGCGAGUGCUCGUCCUCAUACACUUGCACUGGAAAAAACGAAAUGUGUUUUGCAUCCGGUCCAGGAAAAGAUAUGUUCGAAAGUACGAGUAUCAUUGCGCACAAACUGUUCACCGAGUCAAUGAAUAUUUGGAAUAAUACGUCAUCGGUUGAAGAACUGAGAGGGCCUGUAAGAGUUGUACAUCAGUUUGUGAAAAUGCCGGGACAGAGAGCAACUUAUUUCAAUCAUACUACUAAUCAAAUGGAGGAGGUAAAGACAUGUCUUCCAGCGAUGGGCUACAGUUUCGCUGCAGGAACAACCGAUGGCCCAGGUUCCUUUGCCUUCGAACAAGGAACCACGACUUCAAACCCCAUGUGGAACGCUGUACGUAAUUUCGUAGCUGCACCCACGCCCGAGGACAUUGAGUGUCAGAGCCCCAAACCAAUACUUCUCGCAACUGGGAGGAUGCGGUUGCCGUAUCAGUGGCAGCCACAAGUUGUUUCCACUCACUUGGCGAUGAUAGGCGGGCUGGUGAUUGCUGGUGUCCCGGGUGAAUUUACCACCAUGUCUGGCAGGCGAAUGAGAGAAAACAUCGCAUCUACUGCUGAAGAGAUAACCGCUUCCCGGCCAACAGUCGUCAUCGCUGGACUCUGUAAUACAUACAGCGAUUACAUCACGACUCCUGAGGAAUAUCAGAUACAAAGAUAUGAAGGCGCUUCGACAAUUUAUGGGCCUCAUACACUUACUAUUUAUUUGCAGCAAUACAGGCAACUUAUUACCGCUGCUUUACGAAACAAAAAAAUAGAGCCAGGGCCACCUCCAAAAAAUCUGACCCAAGAAAAUUUGAUAACUCUACAAACUCCAGUGGUAUACGACACCGCAAAAUGGGGAAAAAAUUUCGGAGAUUGUAUUAAACAACCAGACAAAGUAGUCAGAGCUGGCGAUACUGUAUCCGCAAUAUUUGUUGCAGGGCAUCCGAGAAAUAAUCUCAUGACAGGCCGCAGUUUCUUGACAAUCGAGAAAUCAAAAAAUAAUUCCUGGGUUGAAAUCGCAACUGACGCUGACUGGGAGACGAAAUUAUUCUGGGCAAGAACCUCAGUAAUAUUCGGAACGAGUCAAGUUGAAAUUUCAUGGGAAAUUCCUCAUGAUACAGAACCAGGAAAGUAUAGAAUCGGACAUUGUGGCUCGUAUCAAUAUAUAUUUGGCGGCAAGUAUCCGUAUCAAGGAUAUUCAAAUUUAUUUGAGGUUAAAUCGCAAGGGAGUGUGUAAAGUAAUUAACUAUCUACAGCUCUCCUAUUAUAAUAUACUAUUUAACCCGAUAUAUAUGUAUCGCAUAUAAAUAUACACCUUUAAAUCUCAUACCCAUAAGAGACAAACGUCGAUAUAUAUAUAUAUAUAUAUAUAUAUAUAUAUAUAUAUAUAUAUAUAUAUAUAUUAUAAGAUUAUAAUCAAUAAUCAUUCAUAUAUUGAUAAUAUACACGAUCCUGCAGUUAGCAGACAAUUAACGAUUUUUUUUAACAAUUUAAUUAAAAAAAAAAAAAAAAAAACUAAAAAUAUGCACAUGUAGAAAAUUAAAAAAACUACAGGUGGAAUUUUUUGGAAUUUCUUCUUUUCUAAAUUUAUCGUUUUUAAAACAAUUAAAAAAUUAUUAGACGUCAGCUUAUUUCAGUAUCAUCCAAAAUUCGGGAGUGAUUUAAACUGUCUGCUGACUUCAGGAUAAUGAUUUUAUAUAUAUAGAUAUAUAUUUAUUUACUAUUAUAAAUACUGUGUAAAUUAAUUUCUUAUGGUUGAGAAGACCAGGAUUACUAAUGUAAGUAAUCACGUAAUUCGAGGGAAGACCUUACGAAACUAAUGUCGAUCGUUAAUUUCCUCAUUCGCACGGUUUCACUCACAUCAUUUAUGUGAAUAACAAAAAAUAUAAAUACACAGAUGUUCAUUCAAUAUCACAGCUAUAUACAUAUAUACAUUCGAAGAUGGAAAAAUUAAUUGAUGAUCAUUUUACUAAAAAAAAAUAUAUAAUUAGUAAUUAAAAAUUAAAAUAAUAUGACAGUAAAAUUAGCAGACAUUUGAAAUUUAAAUAAAUUUUUUUAAAUAGAUAAAUAAUAAAAAAAAUAUAUUUCUAAAAAAAUGCACACGUAGAAAAUUUCAUAAACUAUGCAUACAAUUUUUCAAAAUAUUUUUUUUAAUAUUUAUUUUUUUGUUAAAAAAAAUCAAAAUGUUGUUAAAUGUCUGCUAACUUUAUAGUCAUAAAAUAAUUUAUAAUUAAUUUAUUUAAUAAGUAAAUUUUUGUUACGUCAUUAUUAUUAAUUUCCGAAUUUCUUCUGCGUAAUGUAAAAUUAUGAUUAAUAUUUAUAAAAACAGUUCAUAUAUAUUUCACUGCAACGAAAUCGCAAUAGAUAAAAAUUCAAAAAUUAUCACCAGAGUAUUUUUUAUACUCCAGUGAAAUGUAUGAAUGUGCGGGAAAAAUAAUGCAUUUAAUUUAUCUUUAUUUUACCGCCACUAUUUUAAAAUGAAUGCCACCGUUUUUCAUCUACUGUGUAACUGCCUGGACUGCAGAGUAAAAAUAUUAUUAAAAUUUUUAUAUAUAAGUGAUAUAAUUAUUUGCUCUGCGAGUAAAUAUGAAUUAUUUUUUUGCAAAAAUAAAGAUUUUAAAUGUCAACUGGAUUUUAUUUUUUGAGACAAAAAUUUGCAGUAAUUUUUUUUUUAAUGCAAUUUAAAUAUUAAUGCUUUCAUGUAUAAAAAGUACUGCCGUCAAUUGCUAGAAUUAAAUCCGCUGAAUAAUGAAAGAGAUCAAAGAAGUCGGGAAAAAAAUUCUCAUUAUUUCUGAUGUGUUUGAAUAUUUUAUUUUUGAUUAGCGAUUGAUCAAGUUGUCGAUUUAAAAAUCAAUUAAAAUUUACUUUGUAAAAAUAAUUAUUUUUUGUGUGAACGAAUUUUGCGAUGUGAAGAUUUUUGUAAUUAAAGUUUCAAAACGAGGAUAAAGAAACAGCGCAAGCAUCAAAACUUUGCUCAUCAAAUGCGUAAUUGCAAUUUGUAAUUAGUUGUAAUGACAUGUAACUUUAAAGUAAAUAUUAAUCGAAGGUAAAUUAAAAAAUAUAAAUUUUUCCUGGUAAAAUAAUUUGUAUUUUGUAAUUUUAAAUAAAUAAAAUUUGUUGCUGAUAUAUUUUAUAUGAAAAAAGA
Microplitis mediator is the source of this 5287-nucleotide messenger RNA. RefSeq names its product neutral ceramidase (gene CDase). Gene Ontology annotation, cellular component: extracellular region. The transcript has 16 exons. Lineage: Eukaryota; Metazoa; Arthropoda; Insecta; Hymenoptera; Braconidae. The record is from RefSeq and is a predicted model, not a curated record. Bases 1256 to 3379 code for a protein of 707 amino acids. Gene Ontology annotation, biological process: long-chain fatty acid biosynthetic process; sphingosine biosynthetic process; ceramide catabolic process. Gene Ontology annotation, molecular function: N-acylsphingosine amidohydrolase activity.